Messenger RNA from Symphalangus syndactylus (siamang), 5066 nucleotides. RefSeq names its product ubiquitin specific peptidase 43 (gene USP43). The record is from RefSeq and is a predicted model, not a curated record. Gene Ontology annotation, molecular function: cysteine-type deubiquitinase activity. Lineage: Eukaryota; Metazoa; Chordata; Mammalia; Primates; Hylobatidae. Gene Ontology annotation, biological process: protein deubiquitination.
GGAAAGGGCCUGAACUUGGCAGUCCAUAGAUCCAGGUCGAGUUCCGGUUUCCCUGCUUACGGAUCGGGCCGCCUCCCUACGUUGCGAUAACCUCUGUGAGUCCCCUUCCUUGCCGAUGAAAGCAAGGGUGAUCAAGUCUCGCACGUUUUUGGAAAAUGAUUCUAACCCAAUCUGUGGUGUAAAAAAGCAAACCACAACCACUCGGGGGCUUUUUUCACAGGGCAACACGUGGCUCCCAGUUCAGGUCCCGGGUUGGCGGGUGCGGGCACAGGCUCUGCCUCCCCCAGGGGGCAGACGGUCUGGAAGGAGGUGGCGACACCUGUCCGCACACACCUGAGCCUGCGGAGGAACCAGCGGUACACAAAAGCGCUCCCCACCCCCACACAGCACCCAGCGCGCGCCUCUCACCACGCCCGAGGCUGUGCUCUGGAGAUGCCUGCCUUGCCCUUCUCUUCCUGCAGUAGCCAGGCCUUUGCCAUUUACUAGGCGCUUUCAGAAUGUUCAUUUCUCCAUAAUUUCCACUGCUUGAAGGCUGCUCGAGGAACAGGAGCAGCGGCGAAACCCAGGUCUGUCGGUUUACGAGGUAAGGAAGGGUGGGGAAUCCGACCACGACGACUCCCAGUCGGCGCCGCGGGGGCGGCACCAGGCAGGGGUAGGGGUGGCCCGGCGCUGCCCUGGAGGGGGCUGGUCGUGCGGCCGGAUUCCCGCGCGGGGCGGGGCUGCCCCGCCCUUGGCUCCGCCUCCGCCCCGUCCCCGCACACCUGGCCCGCAGGUAGCCGGCACCAGGCGCCUUAGCGAAGCUGUAGGGCCUGCUGGCCGCUCGUCCUCCUCGGGCCCGGGGGCUCCGCGCCUGGAGCUGCGCCGGCGGCAGCCAUGGACCCGGGCCCCGGGGACGCGGCAGGAGGGGGACCGCUCGCGCCCCGGCCCCGCCGCCGCCGCUCCCUGCGCCGCCUGUUCAGCCGCUUCCUGCUGGCGCUGGGCAGCCGCUCACGCCCCGGGGACUCGCCGCCCCGGCCCCAGCCGGGACACUGCGAUGGCGACGGUGAGGGGGGCUUCGCCUGCGCCCCGGGCCCAGUUCCAGCGGUCCCCGGGAGCCCCGGGGAGGAGCGCCCGCCCGGACCCCAGCCCCAGCUCCAGCUCCCUGCCGGCGAUGGGGCGCGGCCGCCGGGCGCUCAGGGCUUGAAGAACCACGGCAACACCUGUUUCAUGAACGCCGUGGUGCAGUGUCUCAGCAACACCGACCUGCUGGCCGAGUUCCUGGCGCUGGGGCGCUACCGGGCGGCGCCGGGCCGCGCCGAGGUCACCGAGCAGCUGGCGGCGCUGGUGCGCGCGCUCUGGACUCGCGAAUACACGCCCCAACUUUCCGCGGAGUUCAAGAAUGCAGUUUCCAAGUACGGCUCUCAGUUCCAGGGCAAUUCCCAGCACGACGCCCUGGAAUUCCUGCUCUGGUUGCUGGAUCGUGUACAUGAGGACCUGGAGGGUUCAUCCCGAGGGCCAGUGUCGGAGAAGCUUCCGCCUGAAGCCACUAAAACCUCUGAGAACUGCCUGUCAACAUCAGCUCAGCUUCCUCUAGGUCAAAGCUUUGUGCAAAGCCACUUUCAAGCACAAUAUAGAUCUUCCUUGACUUGUCCCCACUGCCUGAAACAGAGCAACACCUUUGAUCCUUUCCUGUGUGUGUCCCUACCCAUCCCCUUGCGCCAGACGAGGUUCUUGAGUGUCACCUUGGUCUUCCCCUCUAAGAGCCAGCGGUUCCUGCGGGUUGGCCUGGCCGUGCCGAUCCUCAGCACAGUGGCAGCCCUGAGGAAGAUGGUUGCAGAGGAAGGAGGCAUCCCUGCAGAUGAGGUGAUCUUGGUUGAACUGUAUCCCAGUGGAUUCCAGCGUUCUUUCUUUGAUGAAGAGGACCUGAAUACCAUUGCAGAGGGAGAUAAUGUGUAUGCCUUUCAAGUUCCUCCCUCACCCAGCCAGGGGACUCUCUCAGCUCAUCCACUGGGUCUGUCGGUCUCCCCACGCCUGGUAGCCCGUGAGGGCCAGCGAUUCUCCCUCUCUCUCCACAGUGAGAGCAAGGUGCUAAUCCUCUUCUGUAACUUGGUGGGGUCAGGGCAGCAGGCUAGCAGGUUUGGGCCGCCUUUCCUGAUAAGGGAAGACAGAGCUGUUUCCUGGGCCCAGCUCCAGCAGUCUAUCCUCAGCAAGGUCCGCCAUCUUAUGAAGAGUGAGGCCCCUGUACAGAACCUGGGGUCUCUGUUCUCCAUCCGUGUCGUAGGACUCUCUGUGGCCUGCAGCUAUUUGUCUCCGAAGGACAGUCGUCCCCUCUGUCACUGGGCAGUUGACAGGGUUUUGCAUCUCAGGAGGCCAGGAGGCCCUCCACAUGUCAAGCUGGCGGUGGAGUGGGAAAGCUCUGUCAAGGAGCGCCUGUUCGGGAGCCUCCAGGAGGAGCGAGCGCAGGAUGCCGACAGCGUGUGGCAGCAGCAGCAGGCGCACCAGCAGCACAGCUGUACCUUGGACGAAUGUUUUCAGUUCUACACCAAGGAGGAGCAGGUCCCCCCUGGGGGUCCAUGCCCCGGCCGGGAAGGGGGCUGGCUGCCUUUAGCGGGUUGGCCAUGUGCCGCGCGGGCCUCACAGUCUGGGUGGUUUCCUUUCCAGCUGGCCCAGGACGACGCCUGGAAGUGUCCCCACUGCCAAGUCCUGCAGCAGGGGAUGGUGAAGCUGAGUUUGUGGACGCUGCCUGACAUCCUCAUCAUCCAUCUCAAAAGGUUCUGCCAGGUGGGCGAGAGAAGAAACAAGCUCUCCACGCUGGUGAAGUUUCCGCUCUCUGGACUCAACAUGGCUCCCCAUGUGGCCCAGAGAAGCACCAGCCCCGAGGCAGGACUGGGCCCCUGGCCUUCCUGGAAGCAGCCGGGCUGCCUGCCCACCAGUUACCCUCUGGACUUCCUGUACGACCUGUACGCCGUCUGCAACCACCACGGCAACCUGCAAGGUGGGCAUUACACAGCCUACUGCCGGAACUCUCUGGAUGGCCAGUGGUACAGUUACGAUGACAGCACGGUGGAACCACUUCGAGAAGAUGAGGUCAACACCAGAGGGGCUUACAUCCUGUUCUAUCAGAAGCGGAAUAGCAUCCCUCCCUGGUCAGCCAGCAGCUCCAUGAGAGGCUCUACCAGCUCCUCCCUGUCCGAUCACUGGCUCCUACGACUGGGGAGCCACGCUGGCAGCACUAGGGGAAGCCUGCUGUCCUGGAGCUCUGCCCCCUGCCCCUCCCUGCCCCAGGUUCCCGACUCUCCCGUCUUCACCAACAGCCUCUGUAAUCAGGAAAAGGGAGGUUUGGAGCCCAGGCGUUUGGUACGGGGCGUGAAAGGCAGAAGCAUUAGCAUGAAGGCACCCACCACUUCCCGAGCCAAGCAGGGACCGUUUAAGACCAUGCCUCUGCGGUGGUCCUUUGGAUCCAAGGAGAAACCACCAGGUGCCUCCGUCGAGUUGGUGGAGUACUUGGAAUCCAGACGAAGACCUCGGUCCACGAGCCAGUCCAUUGUGUCGCUGUUGACGGGCACUGCGGGUGAGGAUGAGAAGUCAGCAUCGCCGAGGUCCAACGUCGCCCUUCCUGCUAACAGCGAAGAUAGUGGGCGGGCCAUUGAAAGAGGUCCAGCCGGGGUGCCCUGUCCCUUGGCUCAAUCCAACCACUGUCUGGCCCCUGGGAACUCAGAUGGUCCAAACACAGCAAGGAACCUCAAGGAAAAUGCAGGACAGGACAUCAAGCUUCCCAGAAAGUUUGACCUGCCUCUCACUGUGAUGCCUUCAGUGGAGCAUGAGAAACCAGCUCGACCGGAGGGCCAGAAGGCCAUGAACUGGAAGGAGAGCUUCCAGAUGGGAAGCAAAAGCAGCCCACCCUCCCCCUAUAUGGGAUUCUCUGGAAACAGCAAAGACAGUCGCCGAGGCACCUCUGAGCUAGACAGACCCCUGCAGGGGACACUCACCCUUCUGAGGUCGGUGUUUCGGAAGAAGGAGAACAGGAGGAAUGAGAGGGCAGAGGUCUCUCCACAGGUGCACCCCGUCUCCCUGGCGAGUGGCAGGCUGAGUCCUGCCAUGGACGGGCAGCCUCCAGGCUCACCUCCUGCCCUCAGGAUCCCAGAGGGCCUGGCCAGGGGCCUGGGCAGCCGGCUUGAGAGGGAUGUCUGGUCAGCCCCCAGCUCUCUCCGCCUCCCUCGUAAAGCCAGCAGGGCCCCGAGAGGCAGUGCACUGGGCAUGUCACAGAGGACUGUUCCAGGGGAGCAGGCUUCUUAUGGCACCUUUCAGAGGGUCAAAUACCACACUCUUUCUUUAGGUCGAAAGAAAACCUUACCAGAGUCCAGCUUUUGAUGGAGCGUGUCAGUAUUGUGUGACGCUGGCAUUCUUGGGACUUUGCCAAGCAACUGUAGGCAGCUUAUGUUGAGAGUGGGUUUCCAGGAAGCCAGUUGUCUUGUAAUCCCUAAAAAAAAAAAAUCUUUUUUUUUUUUUUUUUUGCGGGGGGGUGGAGGGUUCUCCAUAUCUAGACUUCCAACACCCAAGGUCCAUAUAACCCAAGGUCCAAAACCUUCCUGUAUCAUUGGGUGCUUUGCUACAGUCUGGCCACUAGAGGAUGCUAUUGGGUCAGUAUUACCAGUUUCAGGGCAAGAACUGGUAUUUACUAAAAAGUUUUGGAUGUGGGCAAACAAGGUGAACCUGGUUAAUAAGAGUCUUCAGCGUCAUGUCAAAUACUGUCACUGCCUUUUCCUUUUUCUUUCUUUUUUUUUUUUAAAAACCGUGGACUUAAAAAUAUUUUAUUUUUAAUGCUUCUCUGGGAUAAGCAUUAAAGAUGCCAAAAAAAGAGAAAAAACAAAAACGAAUGAUAGUGAUGGUAAGGGAAGAUUCUAGCAAAGAGAGAUGGGAGAUAAAUGGCUGAGAGUUCAGGUGAAUAUUUAAUAUAUUAAAAAUUGUAUUAAAGUUUUUCAGGGUAUUUUAAAAAUAACUAUUUUGAUACUAGAAAAAAAGUUCAUUUUUUAAUUUAAAUAUGAGAUCUAUGUACAAUUUUAAUAAAAUCCUGUCCAUGAAACAUG